Molecule: messenger RNA, 8240 nt
Organism: Cygnus olor (mute swan)
Lineage: Eukaryota; Metazoa; Chordata; Aves; Anseriformes; Anatidae
Gene: CBX6
Product: chromobox 6
Exons: 5
Coding region: 62-1282 (406 amino acids)
Source: RefSeq, a predicted model, not a curated record
GGGAGGCGGGCGGGCGGGCUUAUUAUGGGCUGUGGGCGCCGCCGCCGCCGAGGAGCCCAAGAUGGAGCUGUCUGCAGUGGGGGAGCGCGUCUUCGCCGCCGAGUCCAUCAUCAAGCGGCGCAUCCGAAAGGGGCGCAUCGAGUACCUGGUGAAAUGGAAGGGCUGGGCCAUCAAGUACAGCACCUGGGAGCCCGAGGAGAACAUCCUGGACUCGCGCCUCAUCGCCGCCUUCGAGCAGAAGGAACGGGAACGGGAGCUGUACGGGCCCAAGAAGAGAGGACCGAAGCCCAAAACUUUUCUCCUGAAGGCUCGGGCCCAAGCGGAGGCCCUCCACAUUGGGGAUGUACACUUUUCUGUCAAGCCUGGUUCUAGCACCUCGUCUCCCAAGCUCCACUCCAGCGCCGCGGUGCACCGGCUCAAGAAAGACAUCCGGCGAUGCCACCGCAUGUCCCGGCGCCCCCUGCCUCGCCCGGACCCCCAAAACGGGGGGAGCGUGGGCGGCGGGGCCGGCAUCCGUCCUCCCGUCUCGCCCUUCUCGGAGACCGUCCGCAUCAUUAACCGCAAGGUGAAGCCCCGCGAGCCCAAGCGCAGCCGCAUCAUCCUCAACCUCAAAGUCAUUGACAAAGGUGGCAAGCCGGCCAACGGGACCGGGGGGGCCCUGGCUCGGCCCAAGAUCCCGUCCCGAAACCGCGUCAUCGGCAAGAGCAAAAAGUUCAGCGAGAGCGUCCUCCGCACCCAGAUCCGCCACAUGAAGUUCGGCGGCUUCUCGCUCUACAACAAGCCGUCUGCCGCGCCCGCCCCCUCCCUGGAGGGCAAAGGGGAGGCCGAAGGUUCCCAGGCGGCCUCCUGCGGGCUCAUGAUGGGCUCCACCCCGUACGAUGCCCCCAGCUCCAGCUCCUCCGGCUGCCCGUCGCCCGCCCCCCACUCCUCGUCCGACCCCGAUGAUUCCCCUCCCAAGCUGCUUCCCGAGACCCUCAGCCCGGCCAUCCCCGACUGGCGCGAGUCGGAGGUCCUCGACCUCUCGAUCCCACCCGAGUCAGCUGCCACCAGCAAGCGUUCUCCCCCGGGAGGCUGCGGCGGGGGGCAGACGCCCUCCUUGUCCCUUUCUUCUUCCGAGCCGGAGCAGGAGGCCGGCGACUGGCGUCCCGAGAUGUCCCCUUGCUCUAACGUGGUGGUCACGGAUGUCACCAGCAACCUCCUCACGGUCACCAUCAAGGAGUUCUGCAACGCGGAGGAUUUCGAGAAGGUGGCGGCGGGCGGCGGGGGAGGCGGCAGCAAGUGAGCGAGCCAGGUCCCCCUGCUCCAGGGGCGUGGGGGGAGCUCUACCUGCGAGAAGUCGUGGUGUGAAUGGCUGUCCUUGGUUCUCUCCUUCUCCCCUGCGCUGUCCCUCGUCCCUCACGGCCGCCCUUCCUCCUCCUCCUCCUCCUCCUCCUCCCCUCCUGCCCGGAGGCUGGAGUGCUGCGCUGUGGGGGGAGCGGGAGGUGGAGGAGGCGGUGGUGGGGCUGGGGAGUGGUUGUUUGUCCUUGAGUGUGGUGUCGUCCAACCGGCGGUGGGGCCUUUGGGGCUGAGCAUAUGCCUGCGCCUGUGGGGAAGCCGCUCUUCCCCCUCCUCCCCCUUCCAUCUUCGACAAAAACUGCAGAGGAGCUCCGCAGCCUUGAGGGGUGGACGGAAGAGGACUGGAGCCCCCACCCCCUGAGCCUUCCCCCCCCGAGGUGCGUGCAGUCUCUUCCAUUCCGCUAUUUCCCCCUCGCCACGACGCCGAUCCUACCGUCCUCGCCCUCCUUGGCCCGCGGCCUGGAUCCGCCAUCUCCUGGGCUGCGGUGGUGGCUCCAGGUGCCCCAGGACAAGGAGGAGAGGGGCGUGAGGUGAAGCGUCGUGCCUGGAAGGUGCUGGUGACAAAGCUGGGGCCGUGGGGCUGCCCCACGCCGCAAACCGUCCCACGUUGGCUUCCCCUUCCCUCUAACUAUUGGUGCUACCUUGGCAGUUGUACGGCCGCUUUCAGGUGGCCUGCUCCCUCCUCCUCCUCCUGCAUCUUCCGACUUGCUCAGCCUUGCAGGGGGGAGAGGGAAGAGAAGAGGAGCCUGCUUCCAGCCAGACCUUCCUCCUGGCGUUCGUCACUUGCACUUGCCUGGGGGAGAGGGCAUGAAAUGUCCCCCACCCCCCCCGGCCCUUCUGUGGUGGGAGCGGGAGUUCGGCCGUGCGUCCGUCCCGCAGCCGGGGAGGAGAGGCGCUGACAGGGCUGCUCUCCUGCCUCCUGCGUGAGCUUCCCCUCAACCUUUCCGCUUCCCCCCUGCUCCCUCAGAGGGAAGGGAGGACGCCGAGGUGGGCGGCUUGCUCUUCCCGCUUCCUUUCCUCUCUCCUUUCUCUGCCGAGAGCGGCCUGGAAGAGGGCUCCCCCCUGUCAUUUCGGGAUCUGAAAGGGCCCGUACAACUGUCAACCAAAGGUGCUGACAAGAAAUAACUGUCUCUCUCGCAUCAGAAGCACGUGUGCUGGUUCUCUUCCCCUGAGAGCACCCCGGGUCGAUCUACAAAUCCCUUCUCUUUGUCCCGUGCAAGUAGGAGCAAGCGAGACCCAUAGCUGGCCCUUCUCUUCCCCACAGCUCCCUCUUUCCCCGACCACCCUUGUUCGUGUCCAGAGCAGGCUCUCUCCUUCUCCUGCCUCUUCUGGCUUGCUCGACUCCGUGUCAGCCGUAGGCUUGACGGUGAGAUGCCGCUCCUUUGCUCUCCCUUCUCCCCCUCCUUGCGUGUGGCUGGGCUGUGGGGACAAGGCGAAGAGGUGCUGACGGAUCGACCCGUGGGAGAGCCUCGCCUCUCAGCCCCGUCCCCGGGAUGGGGCCCAGGGGUUUUACCUCUACAUACAUGGUGCGGAGGCGGAAAAGGGUGGGGGAAGGAAAUUCCCUUCUGCGGGAGGAUGCUCGGGAGCUCCCCCCUUGGCACACCUCUUCCUUUUCCUUUCCUCGUUUUAAGAGCUCAGUGGACGCUUUGGGGAUGCGGUCGCAUUCACGGCUGAAGCUUAGGGGCAGGGAGAAAGAGACUUCCCCGAUCCAUUCGCCAAGCUAAGGCUUCCUAUAACUCGUUGGACUCGUGUGCGUGUCUGUAUUAAUACCUGCCUGUAUUCUUUGUGUCUUUACUUUUGCAUCUUUCCUGUGCCUGGCACACCCGGGGAUCCCUUAUUUUAGCAUAGCCUAUCCAUGCGACUGCAGCUUCAAAGAUUGUAGUUCUAGGGAAAAGCUCUUCGGGAAAUAGCAGGGAGAUCUCUCUCUUAUUCCCUUUCUAAACAACAACAAAAAACUCAACUAUUUGGAGGCUGCAGGAUAAGAGGAGCUUCUUUGUGGGGUGGAUGCAAACUGGCCAGUCACUUUAGGUUGUUCAGUUGCUGUUUGGUGUGCGCGUGGUGAUGUGUUUCGUUUUGUGGUAAUGAGGUUCUGAAAAACAAACAAACAAACAAACUGAAGCGUUUAAGCGGGAGAUAAAAGGGAACUUUAAUAGGAAACUCUUGAUGUGUUUUGGCCAAGACGUGUUCGCUUGGCAGAAUUCUUUUCCCCAGUGUCUCUUGUACGGUGUUCUUUGGGGGCGGGGGGCAGGAAUUGUUUAAUCGAAGGGUUUUUGCCUUUCUCCAGAGUGACAAGCAAGGGGACUGUCUGUGAAGAGCAAAACAGUGGGUCGUUGUAGGGAUACUCCGCGAGGACCUUCUUCCUGUGGUGAGGAGACGGGGAGGGCUUGUUGUGGCAGAGGAACUCGUGCGGUAGAUCCCCUCUGUGGAGGAAGAAAGGAGUACGAUCCGGCUUGCAGACACAGCUCGACCGCUUGCGUGACGUAUGUCCCCCCGGGGGGGUCACCAGGUGGGAACCAAACCCUGAACCUCUGGAUCUGAAACAAAGAUCCCGUGCUCUUUUCGGGUUAGGUCUGCUAACCCGGAGGCAGCGGCAGCCUCAAAAGUUCCCUCAGGUGGACGAGCCGCUUGGGGCUGACUAACCGACCUUCGUAUUCACGUGGGUUACGCUCCCCCUCCGAAAUUUUUGCCCAUGCUCUGUAACGGAGAUGGGAGGAAAAGAUCUCUCCGUGCCCUUUAGGAGGGGCAUGGGGUGGAGGGAGGAGUUUAUUUGAAAGUAUCCCCUUCCCUUCCCCGUAACCCCUAGAAAAACAAAAAAAAAACAGGGAGAUAAUUCUCUGUGUCUGUGCCAUGUUUGUUCUCUUGUUGUUGUGUUUUUAGAGGAGAUUUUAUGAUGGAGUGGAAAAAGUGAAAUGAUUAGUUUUGCAUAAAAAAAGAAAAGCUUAAAAAAAAUUUCUACAGGGAGAGAGAGAGCGCGAGAGAGCGAGAGAGAGCGAGUUUAAAAAUGAAUAAUAAAUGCAGUGAUUGCACAAACUGUAGUGGUUUUAGAUGGUCCUUAGAGAAAAGAGUAUUUUGUAGUAUCGAAGCAUGUGUGUCUGGGAUGGUGUUUGGCUUGCUUGAACUGGAGGGAAAGGCAUUCUUGGGACUGAGCAGCGACCUCCUAGCUGAAAAAGGCAAGUUGCGUGUUGGAGGAACCCUGUCUGCAAACCCUUCCCGUCCUUGCCUCCCAAGUGUCGGAGUGAGUUCCCUUCCCUCCCAUCCCUCUCCUGUGAGCUAAGGUGGAGUCUCCAAAUGGUUUUUCCCCGGCCUUCAGCAACGGCCGGCCCUCGUUCUGCCCGAGCGCGGGCCAGGCCCGCGACACGGAAACAGUUGACUUAACUUUGCAUGCACAGCAAGCUGCUAGAUUUGGGGUGGGCAUGUACCUUCCCUGCCAAGUCGCCGUCUCUUCUCCUUUCCCUCCCCCGAGCCCACGCGGGAUUAAACCCCGCGGGGGCUCACCUCCCGGGAAGCAGACUCGCCCUCCCCUCCUUUUAGGGUCUCUGAGCUUUGCCCGGUGCCAUUUUUCACGCGGGAUUCACCCCAUCGGGACGGAGAACCGAGCCCCAGCCGCCUGUAGUGCGGCGUCCCCGCUCUGGCUGCAGCCGGACCUUGGGGGCGGGUGAAGGCGCUGCCUCGUGCGCUCAGAAGUCUUUGCCGAGAGGCGUGCCCUCUUCUCGAGGCUCCGGGGAGGCGAGAGGAGGGCCCCGACGGGAUUUUGCUCGAGCAGGGCUGCAAUCUUCCUCUCGGCGGUGGCAGGCGACGGAUGUACCGACGCCUCCCACAGCCUCUGCUGUUCUCGGGAGCUUCCUCUUCUCUCUCUCUCCCUCCCUACCCGUCGAGGUCUCUCAGUGCUUCCCGCAGCCUUCAGCUCGGAGCGGCAGCCUCCCGUCUCGUGCUCUCUUCCCUCCUCGCCGAGCAGAGCGGGACUAGGGAGGCGUGAAGCCGAUGAGAUGUGCGAGCUCCUUUCGGGGUGGAAAACAGAGAAAAUAGGCUGUGGUGAGCAGGCCCGGCUGUGGUGAGCCACGGCUCGAUUUCUGUUUUCGGAGGCGCGUUUCUCCACGUCUCCCCUCACCGACCUUCCCAGGGAGAUUUAUGAAAUAAUAAUAAUGAAAUAACGAAACCCGAUCCUGCUCUUUACCAGGUAGGAGCUGUCUCUGAGCUGAGUCUUCCUAGGGAUUUCACUCCCUUUCCCAGCCCCUCUUUGUAGAGGAGGUUUCGGCAGCUCCCGGUGCCUGGAGGUGACCACCUCUUUGGGGGCCUCCUGGCAGAAGAGGAAAAGCUUUCUCGGGGCUCUGCCGUGUGCUGGGGGUGCUGUCCCAAGUUCCCCCCCCCCCAGCUUCUGCCCAGUCUGGGCUGUGGCGUUAGUGAGACGGCUUGGGAGCAGAUCUUUCUCCCCAGGGAGGUGUAACAAACCUGGAGCGCGUGUCUGGCUAAGUGCUUGUUUUUCCCCCUCGCCUCCUUCCCCACCUUCUGACAAGCCCUUUUUCCUCCUUGCCUGGCGCAUCCUUUUACUCCAAUGUCGCUUGCUUUUGCUGCAUUUUUCAAUCGCCCAAUAAUCGUGCAAGAGCUGGGAUCUUAUUUACUUUUUUAUAUAGAAAUAUAUGAAUAUAAAAGAAACGCCCCCUCCCCUCUGCCACCACCCCCUUCUCCCCGCCACCCCGUGUGCAGCCCAUCCCGCCCCACCCCGUGCUCCCCAGGCUGCAUUUUUCUGAGGGUUGGUUUUAUUUUUUUUUUUUAGGGGUGGGGGAGGACGGGCUUUGGGCUCCCCCUGGGUUCGAGGUUCCCUCGUGGUUCGUUGCCUUUCCCCAGGGGUUUUGCCACCCUGUGCCUCUGCCUCCCUGCCACGAUCCGGCUGAGGAUGCCAGGAGCAUGGAUCCCGUGGUGUUUGCACGGGGCUGGAGGGGGCUGAGUAUUGAUUCAGAAAUCCCCCUCUCCCUGCCUGUGCUUCCUUCCCUAGGCGACUCCAGCAAGCAUCGUGGCGCUUCGGGUUUGAGCAAAUAACUGGUUUUAUUUUAAAAGAGUCCUGAGGUCCUUCCCAGAGCGCAAUGCGUAGGGUUUCUUUUUGGUGGGUAUAGGUGGGAGGAGACAUCAGUCUGUCUCCAUCCUCACCCUUUUCCCCCUUUGCCCGUCCAUCCUCUACUUUUCUCCCCUCUCGACGUUGCCCCGUGCUGGACCUUUGGCACCGGCAACUCCGCGCGCGCUCUGUGCAGCGAGUCCAAAGCGCCCUCCGUCCUGGCUGCCGCACUUAAAAAGCUGCCACAGGGCUUCGGGUUCUUCUUCUCCUCUUCAAACUUCUCCUUCCAGCAGUGAAAGGUGCUGUUCCUGGUCUGCCCGUGGGAGACCAGGCUGUCUCCGGCAGCUCUUCUGUCCCUUCCUGCCUCUGUGCGGUGCGAAACGGAGCCUCUCUGGGGCUGUCCCCGGGUGAGGGUUCCUCUGAGGGAUUUGCCUCGAAACCCUGUCCCUCCGAGGGGGAUGGAGGAUUGGAAAGCACAGAGCAGGAGCUCUGAUGUGGCACGUGGAGGAAGCGAGGUGAUGGAAGGGCAGCUGGACGCAGUGCGACACCAGCCUCGGGAGCAGCUCGAAAAACGCAUCGUGCGGGGAGAGAAGGGGCACGGUCGGGACGAGCCCCUGAAGAGCCAACUCCCAGCAGAGCCCCGGCUCUCGUGGCUUUGUUCCCAGCUCCGUGGGGCUCCGGCUUUGCCCUGGUGUGCAGGGGCUGAGGCUGCCCCCCGGGCAGAGAUGUGGCAGGUAGGUUCUCCUCGGCAGGUAGGUGGCCGAAGGGGCGAGCCCGCUGCAGCCGGGCCUGCUGGCUGCGGAGGAGGACGUGGUCUUAGGUCAAGUUCUCAAACGGAAUAAAAAAUAAAUAAAUAAAAAAAUCUCCGUGAUGACUCGUGUUAGGAAAAAGUCGUCAUGGCUGUGCCCCUUUCUUGCCCCCGUUAGCUUGGUUUGCUCUCCUCCCCUCCUCUUCCCCUAUCCCCUGCCGUGAAGCCUCGUUUGCUCCUUGAGAACGGAGGACUCUCUCUCUACUUUGGGAUUUUUUUUUGUUUUCGUUUGUUUCCCUUUUGGGUAGAAAGUUGUCCGGUGGUGGUGGAGGACAGGGGCCUGCCUCAUCUGUUUCUUCCUUUCACCUUCCCCAGUGCCAAGCUUAGGCUCGAAUCCUGCAGAUUCCUGCAACUCUUUCAACGCCAAGCAGGCAAAAGUUGCCCCACUGAGCUCUGUGGUACUCGGGUGCUUCAGAUCCUGCCUGCGCUUGAGUUUUGGCAGCACCAGAGCCUUACUCUUUCUCUUAGAGAAGGGCAGAACUAACUCCUAGAGUGCUGGUGGUUCUGGUGCACCCCAUCUGUCUCUUCAUUUCCCCUCACUUGGCAUACUGAGUGGAGGGGGUCAUUUUUUUAAUUUAAAACAAACCUAAAUAUGUAUCUUGUAAUUUUUUUUUUAUUUUGAAAAAAAAAAAUGCAUUUAAGAAUUGUGCACGGAUGAAUUGUAUAUCUAUAUAUUUUUUUUUGUCUUGCAAUUUUCAUUUUAAAUAGUGUUUGCUUUUGUUCUGUUUUUUGUUGGUUUUUUUUUUUUUGGUUUUGUUUUGUUUUUAAUCCAGUUCCCAGCUGGCUAAACUCUGUCUAGAGUGGAUGGGUGGGAGGCACAGCCACCGGAGGGGCGAUUGAAUCGCCCCUUCCCCUGGCGCUUCCCGCAAAGAAAACUGGUUUGCUCCAGGUUUUGGGGGUGGGGGUUGUGCUAAUUACUCUUGUAUUCUUGUACAUUUUGUUCUUUCUGCUGCUCUUGAAUAUUGUAUCAAUGCCAGAAAUGGGGAGUUAAAAAAAGAAAAAAAAAAAAAGGAAAAAAAAAUUAACCCCAAUAAAUUGUUACAUUCC